AUGAUUGACAAGAUAGAAGCCACACUGAAUCGCCUGGUAGCGUUUUCAUCGGAGACGUCAUCGCUAGAUGAUGCUGUGGAGCUGCGGAACAUUGCUACCGCUCUCGAAGCGGCGGAUGACAUCCCCGUUCUGACGGAGACGUGCAUGUCACUUUGCGUUGAUUUGGUGGAAAACUCGCCGCCUCAUGCCGCCACUGUGCGGUCUGUCCUGACGCUAUUGGCGCGAUGCUGCAUGCGUGAGGAAAACAGAAGAUUGGCAGCUCGCUUUGGCGUUUUUGGUUUAUGUGUCCUUGUUCUUCGAGAUCACAAUAGUCUGUCAACAGACACACUCUUUGCAACCUUCGAUCUGAUCGGAACGCUUGCUAUGAAUGAUGGCAAUUCACGCCGAAUGAUGCGCCCGUCCAUUCCAUACGUUGUUGAGGUCAUGGAGAAGCAUGCGGACUCGCUACAGUUAGCUUUUGGAGGUGCUGUAGUGAUUGGUACGCUAACGAUGCUCGAUAAUGCUAAUGCCGUAUUGGCUGCAGAGCACGGCUGUAUCCAGCUUCUCAUCUCCUCGUUUGUACAGGCGCACAAGCGAAAGAAACAACUUCUCUGUCAUCGUACCUCCAAUCUUUCCCGGAGCAAGCGUGACGAUGAGGUGCUGCUCUGCGACAACGUGAUUCGCUGGACACGUGAUGCGUUGCUGAAGCUUGUCCAGGCCCCUGCACCCAUCAUCGAUGAGAAGCUGGGUGCCGCCGACUUCGGAAGCUACGGCGCCAGCGUGGAGGUAGACGAGCUCACGUGGCAGCUAAGGUUCGACCGGCGGAGGGUGAAGGCAAGCACGCCGUGA
This is a messenger RNA of Trypanosoma grayi, 828 nucleotides long. RefSeq lists its product as hypothetical. The coding region runs from base 1 to 828 and encodes 275 amino acids. Lineage: Eukaryota; Euglenozoa; Kinetoplastea; Trypanosomatida; Trypanosomatidae. The transcript has a single exon. The record is from RefSeq and is a predicted model, not a curated record.